AUGGGUUUGACUCCGAAUAGAUAUAACAAGAAGGAUACUAACAUGCCUUUGAACACCGAAUCAGAAGUAAAUAGUCUAAUGGAUGGUAGAAGGAAUACCAUCCAACAAAUGGACAUUGAGGUUCAAGGCCCCCAAAAAGAGAGAACAAACUGGUCGAAUGGACUUGAAUUCCUUUUGAGUUGUAUAUCACUGUCUGUUGGAUUAGGAAAUCUUUGGAGAUUUCCAUAUACAUGCUAUGAAAAUGGUGGUGCUGCAUUUCUACUGCCAUAUCUCGUCGUUCUAUUUUUCAUUGGAAAACCAUUUUACUUGCUGGAAAUGUUUUUGGGACAAUUUAACUCAAAAGGAGCUGUUAAAGCUGUCCAAAUAUUUCCAAUCAUGAAAGGUAUUGGAUGGGGUCAGCAAUUCAUCAGUGCUAUAAUUUCAACAUAUUACACAUCUCUGAUUGGUCUUACACUUGCAUACUUCUUAAAUUCGUUUAGUUUCCCAGAAUUGCCAUGGGCAACAUGCUACGACCUUCCAUCACCUUGUUAUAGUGCAUCGUUUAUUGGUGAAUCUAUUAAUUCAACUGGAGCUAAGUCCAGUGCUGAAAUAUUUUUCAAAAAUGUAACAUCCCAAAAAGGCGAUAUAUCCGAUGGAAUUGGACAACUCAAUCCGUAUCUAACAAUGUGUCUUUUCAUCUCGUGGAUCUUCGUCUAUUUUUCAAUUGUUAAAGGCAUUAAGACAUCUGGCAAAUUAUCAUAUAUCUUCGCAAUUGUUCCGUACAUUAUCUUAAUAUCAAUUUUGAUAUUUGUCAUAAGACUUCCAGGUGCUUGGACUGGAAUUAAAUUUUUAUUUGAACCGAACUUUGAGAAACUUUGGGAUCUCAAUGUUUGGUAUAAAGCCUGCACACAGUGCUUCUACUCAUUGACUAUUGGUAUGGGAUGCAUCUUGAUGUUUUCAAGCUAUAAUAAAUUCGAUCAUAAUAUUUAUCGUGACGCAGCAAUUAUUAGCUUGACAGACACAUUCACCAGCAUUCUUGGUGGAACUGCUAUAUUUGCAGUUCUUGGAAAUCUCGCACAUAAUACAAAUCAAAAGGAUUUAAAGAAACUUACUGAAGAUAAAAUAGGAGUUUCAUUUAUCUCGUAUCCAGAAGCUAUUGCAAAGAUAGCUGCAUCGAUUUCAAAUAAAUUCUAUUUUGCACAGAUCAUGGCUAUGAUUUUCUUUGGAAUGUUAUUCCUCCUUGGUGUUGGAUCAACUGUUGGAUUAUUAAACAAUGUUGCAACAAAUAUAAAAGAUGCAUUCCCAAAGCUUAAAUAUUGGUUUAUUGCUUUAAUUGGUUGUCUUUUUGGAUUCCUAGUUGGAUUAGUCUACGUGACAGAAGGUGGAAUGGCUAUUUUAGGUCUUAUUGAUCAUUUUGAAGGCAACUUGUUAGUCUUCACAUUGGCGACUCUUGAGCUCGUUGGAUGUGUAUGGCUUUAUGGCUUCCAAGAACUUUGUUGGGACAUUGAGUACACACUUGAACGAAAGCUUUCUGCAUACUGGAGAAUAUGUUGGGGCGUCAUUAUGCCAGUGUUCUUAAUUUCUAUCAAUCUUCACAUGCUGUUUUCUUUUGAAAAUCCAAAAUAUGGCAACCAAAUGGACUAUCCAGCAAUUGCUCUUUUUAUUGGCUAUGGACUAUUAAUAUUUGGAUUUUUACAAAUACUUUUUGCAAUGUGCUUCGAUUACUUUGGCAUGUUCCAAGGUAAAGGAAUUAAAAGUUUCUUUUCCUAUAUGUUUACAAUUAAUGAAAAUUGGGGUCCUGCAAAAAAAGAUAACAUGAAGAACUGGAGAGAGUUUAAGGAGAGGAAGAGACGUGCACGAGAAAUUGAAAUAAAAAAUCAUAAUCUUUCAUGGAUCCAGCAAAAGCAAUGGGAACUUUUUGGAAAGUUUGAUUAAAUUCCUGCUUGGCUAUUCCUGCGUUAUUAUACGAUUACAUUAAAUUUAUAGCU
Messenger RNA from Chironomus riparius, 1967 nucleotides. The record is from the annotation of a GenBank genome assembly. NCBI's taxonomy places the organism in Eukaryota, Metazoa, Arthropoda, Insecta, Diptera, Chironomidae.